Messenger RNA from Lagopus leucura (white-tailed ptarmigan), 1818 nucleotides. It is a transcript of the gene DMRTA2, whose product is annotated as DMRT like family A2. The record is from RefSeq and is a predicted model, not a curated record. The transcript has 2 exons. Bases 1 to 1410 code for a protein of 469 amino acids. Gene Ontology annotation, biological process: germ cell development; regulation of transcription by RNA polymerase II; sex differentiation. NCBI's taxonomy places the organism in Eukaryota, Metazoa, Chordata, Aves, Galliformes, Phasianidae. Gene Ontology annotation, cellular component: nucleus. Gene Ontology annotation, molecular function: RNA polymerase II cis-regulatory region sequence-specific DNA binding; protein binding; DNA-binding transcription factor activity, RNA polymerase II-specific.
AUGGAGCUGCGUUCGGAGCUGCCCAGCGUCCCCGCCGCGCCCCCCCCGGUGCCCCCCAGUUCAGUGGCGGCCGCGGCGGCCGCGGCGGCGGCGACCCUGCCGGUGAGCGUGGCCGGGAGCCUGCUGCGGGCCCCGCCGCUGCUGCUGCGGGCGGCCGAGAAGUACCCGCGGACACCGAAGUGCGCGCGGUGCCGCAACCACGGAGUGGUGUCGGCGCUGAAGGGCCACAAGCGGUACUGCCGCUGGAAGGACUGCAUGUGCGCCAAGUGCACGCUGAUCGCCGAGCGGCAGCGCGUCAUGGCCGCCCAGGUGGCGCUGCGCCGGCAGCAGGCGCAGGAGGAGAACGAGGCCCGCGAGCUGCAGCUGCUCUACGGCACCGCCGAGGGCUUGGCCCUGGCGGCCGCCAACGGCAUCAUCCCUCCCCGGCCUGCCUACGAGGUCUUCGGCUCCGUCUGCGCCGGGGCCGGCGGCGAGGGAGGCGCCGGCGCCUCAGGUGAGGCCGCGCCGCGGGGGGACGGGGCCGCGGGCCGGGGGGCUGCGGAGCCGAAGGUGCAGAAGUUCGAGCUGUUCCCCAAGACGCUGCUGCCCGGCCGCGCCGCAACCCCGCAGCAGGCGGGCGGGAAGCCGCCGUCCCCCGACGGGGAGUCCGCGCCCGGCACUUCUUCCCCGGACGGCCGCCACGGCUCGGGCUCGGAGAACGGCGACGGAGAGUCCUUCCUCAGCUCGCCCGUCUCCAAAGGGCCGAAGGAGGGCGAGGAGAGCCCGGGCUCCAUCAGCCCGCUGGGCUCGGACUCGGGCUCGGAGGCAGACAAGGACGAGCGGGACCCGUCGCCCUCGGCCGGCGGCCGGCAGCGGACUCCCAUCGACAUCCUGACGCGCGUCUUCCCGGCGCACAGGCGCGGCGUGCUGGAGCUGGUGCUGCAGGGCUGCGGCGGGGACGUGGUGCAGGCCAUCGAGCAGAUCCUCAACAACCGCGGCCCGGAGAAGGGCCCCGAGGAGAGCUGGGCUCGGGACGGCGCUCUGCAGGGUCUCCCGCCCGCUCCCACCGCCCACCACCGCCCGCUGAUCGCCGGCGCCAUGGCCCCCGCCAUCGGCGCGCUGGGCAGCCGCUCCGCCUUCUCCCCGCUGCAGCCCAACGCCACGCACUUCGGGGCCGAAGCCGGUGCCUAUCCGCUGGGCGCGCCGCUGGGACUCAACCCGCUGCGCCUCGCCUACUCGGCGCACGGCCGCGGCCUCGCUUUCAUGGCCCCGUACUCCACCGCCGGCCUCGUGCCCGCGCUCGGCUUCCGCCCGCCCGUGGACUACGCCUUCAGCGACCUCAUGCGGGAGCGCUCCGCCGUGCACAAGGAGCAGGUGUACUCCGGGGGGCUCUACGGGCCCAUGGUCAACAACAACCCCGAGAAGCAAUAGCGAGGCGCGAGGUGUGCGCGGGAGCGUCGGGGCGUGGGUCCCGCUGCGUGCUUAUGGCCAUAGGCACGGAUAUCUGCGGUGUGGGCGCCCGCUCCCCCCGCACGUACGUAUAUAUAUGUAUACUAGCAAGUGUAUAAUGUUAUAAAAUGGAAAUCUAAGUUAUUAAUGUAACUCGUAGGUGAACUCGGUAUUAACGUUAAGCUAAGGGUUAGGCAGCACGUCGUAACGCUUCCCGGCGUAGAGGCGAAAUCUGUCUCCGGACCAAAAUACGCCGCCGCACCACCCUCCAUCCUGCCCCGGAGCCGUGUGCACACGGAGCGGUGGUGGCUGCCCGUAGGGGCCGGUGGGUGAUUGCCUCCUCCAUAUGUGAUCUCAAGGACAUUGCUUUCUUGUUCCGCUGUAGCGAUU